AUGAUAAUUCUUUUGAUUCUUAUAAUUUAAACAUAUGGAAGAAAUUUAUAAGGAGGAACUCCAUAAAAAAAAGGAGAGAAAUGGGAUCAAUCUAAUUAAGCAUUAGAUUAAAUUUUCGAACAUUUAGCAAACAAUUUAACUUAAUAACAAGAAGAGGAAUUAGAAUUAAUUGAAGGGUAUAUUUUCAAUGAAGGUGUUCUAUAUUAUAAUCAAGCUACUUAAGAAGAAAAAUAAAAGAUUUUCCUUUCUCUUAUUGGAAUGGUUGGGGAACUUGAAAAAGAGAAUGAACAAGAACAUUCAAAACUAGAAAAGGAUAUAUAAUAUUUUAGUCAACUAAAUAUAACAGAUAAGAAUAUUGUAAUGACAAAGAUUUCUCAAAAUUUAGAUAAAACUUUAAUAGAUUCCUCUAAGGAAUUUAAUAGUAAAGUGGUUUUAUAGAUCAUCAAAAAGGAAAUUGAAAAUUUUUAAAGUAACCCUGAUCGCAGUACUAAUGCAACAUGGGAUAUUUUAGAAUAUAAAAUGAUUUAAGAGAAAAAUGAAUAGGAAUUGAUGGAAAUAGAAUAUUAGAUAUAGGAGUUUUUAGAUUAGGGUUUAUCAAUAGAAAAAAUUCGAGAAAAGUUAACAGAAUUCAUUGAUUAUUUCUUUGCCAAUUCUACAUUAUUAGAUGAUAAUAACAAUAGUAUAGAUGAAAUAAUUAAUGAUGUAAAGUAAUAGGAAGAGCAAAGUUAGCCAACCUAGGAAAUGAAAUAAUAUAGAUAAAAGGUUAGAGAAUUGAUUAGAGAAUUAUUGAAGUAAGGUAAAACUGAGGAAGAAAUCUAAAAGGAAGUUGAUGAUUAUUUAAGUAAGAAUGGUGUUAAUGAUUUGAGUGAUGAAGAAAGAAAUUUAAUAAAAUUAAUUAUUUAAAAAGAAAUAAUGAGGAAUAAAAGACAACAAGAUUAUUUAAAUGAUGAUGAAACCAAAAUAACAUUCAAAAAUCAAAAUAAUAUGUAUUACAUUUAUUUAGGAAUAUUUACAUUAAUUUUAUUAAUAUCUUUAGUAGUAUUUUUGAUUAGAAGACAAAAAAUGAAAUAAAAUCAAAGAAAAUAGAUUGGAUUUAGAAUAUAAGACAAUGCUUAAGAUGUUGAACAAAUGGAAUGA
Paramecium pentaurelia is the source of this 1137-nucleotide messenger RNA. Lineage: Eukaryota; Ciliophora; Oligohymenophorea; Peniculida; Parameciidae. The record is from the annotation of a GenBank genome assembly.